AUGCGCAUCGUUGAUCUCACAUCCUCCCAGCGCACUCUUGCAUGCUCGUUUCGCUGGUGGUCCUUCACCCUCAUCGUCACAUCCAUCUACUUGAUUCAGCGGGCUGCCGCCUUCCUUGGAACGCUUGUUUUCGGCAAAUCGGUAGUUAAUCUUGACAGAAGGCUUUUCUAUUUGGUCAUCAGCGCGUUAGCCGGCCUGCAAAUGUCUCGCUACUACUUUAAGCAAUCAAAUGUGAGACAUACUAAUACAUUUGGGCAACUUAUCUUGUACUGGGCGAUCCUACUCAGCCCAAGGACGACCAUAUCUACCUUGGUGGGGAAGCUGUGCAGGACCCCCAUUCAGUCGCGAACUAUGCGAACUUUACUUUACUCCUGGUGGUGCAGGCAUUAUGGGGUUAUUACGUCAGAGAUAUUAGAGCCUCUGGACCAUUAUCUGUCGCUCGACGCCUUCUUCACACGUAAAGUUAAUCUUGGUACACGCAAGAAUUUUCAACUUAAAGAGUCGACACACUCAAGAGACGCAGAAGACUACAAGUUCUCCUUCAAUAGGAAAUGUCUAGUUGGAGCCACUGUUCUGCAAAAAGAAGCACUGUCCGAAGCCACAAUACUCUCGAGCACAGUCUUAUUCUCUCCGGCUGAUAGCGUCUUGACAUCCUAUGGAGUAUUCUCAUUCCCUUAUAUGCAGACACUCACAUGCAAAGGCCUGGUGUACAGCGCAAGUGAUCUCCUAAUUCCCGAUUCAGCUGAUGAUAAGAUGUGUCUAUGUAAGGACACAAUUCUCCACUGGGCCGUAUUUUAUCUCUCUCCGGGAGAUUAUCAUCGCUUUCACGCCCCAUGCAAUCUGCUGGUCACACGGUGCAAACAUGCACAUGGAGACCUGCUGCCGGUGAAUUCUUUGUUCCUUCCUCGAGUGAAGGGGUUACUGGCCGCAAACGAGAGGGUCAUCCUGUCAGGCUCAUAUUGGCUAGAAGAGUACAUAGACCCCCUGUAUUUCGCAUACGUUGCUGUUGGCGCUCUUAAUGUGGGGAGCAUUGAAAUAUCAGGGAAGGCAGGUUAUUUUGAGCACAAUAUGCACACACCAUACGAGUAUAGCGCAGGAGAAGAGGUCGGUCAAUUCCACUUCGGAUCGACCAUUGUGCUGGUCUAUGAGGUACCCGUCACACACAAGGUAAUCUACCUUGCAGAAGAGCAGAAAUCCAUUCGUGUGGGGGAUGAGUUCGUGCUAAUUACCAAACAGCAAGGCUAA
Messenger RNA from Giardia duodenalis, 1245 nucleotides. Its product is annotated as Phosphatidylserine decarboxylase proenzyme. The record is from RefSeq and is a predicted model, not a curated record. Gene Ontology annotation, biological process: phosphatidylethanolamine biosynthetic process. The coding region runs from base 1 to 1245 and encodes 414 amino acids. The transcript has a single exon. Gene Ontology annotation, cellular component: mitochondrion. Gene Ontology annotation, molecular function: phosphatidylserine decarboxylase activity. NCBI's taxonomy places the organism in Eukaryota, Fornicata, Diplomonadida, Hexamitidae.